CGGUUACGCUACGGUCCCACCCUGAUUCAUAAAUGUAAAGGAAGUAAACUCGACGGCAAUUUAAAUUUAAUUUUGAAUUUGACGUCGCGAUUUGAUUGUAAAUACGCAGAUAAGGCCGCCCAAUGAAAGUGCAAAUAGCAGUGGUAUCGCGACGUCCAUCGCAGUGACUAUUAUCUCGACCGUUUCGUUCGCCCGCGACGCCCUUUGAGUUCAACGCAUUCAUAUUUCCAAGUGCAGAUUUUCUUUUUGUUUUGCCCGCAGUGACCGCGCGCUGCAAUCAAAGCAGGGGCAAGUAUACAUAUCCCGAUCCGCUCCACCACAGGAUACGGAACAAGGACCAGAUAUGGACACCAGUGGCGGCAAUUUAGAUUCCCUGGACGACACGGAACCGUUGCCGGAGCUGAGUUUUGAAGACUUUUUGGAGCCAACGUCGGACAAGAGCUCCCAACACAUGGAAAUCGAUGCCCUGGACACGGAUGACGACGACGUCGACGCUGAUGAGUUGGCCGAUCCUGCCAACGAUUCCCUGAACACGCCACAGUUCAAGAGGAACGUGGUGCACAUAGUGGAGGACAAACGGUUGCCCCCGGCCGGAGUAACCGUCUUGAAGUCGCACGCCAUCAAAGUGGUGACUGCCGGAGGCCCCUCGCCGGUCAAGUCGCAAAUCCCGGACGUCAAAAUCUUAAACAAACUAAAACCGAUACCCAGCAAUACCGUUAAGAUCGGCAGCACCACCAUCGCCACUACGUCCACGCCACGCACCAUCACCAAGACCCUGAGCAAUAUGACCCAGAUCAAGACGAAAGAUGGUCAGGUAAUCUUCGUCCAGAAGUCUGUACCUGGAACACAAAGCAGUGUCACGGUGGCCGGGUCACCGAGCGGUGGAAUACGACGCGUCGUUGCGCCGUCCAGUAUCCAAAAGGCGGUCCUCUCCAAGGGAGUGACCUUGGCAAGCACGGGUCUGGUCAAGGCGGCUGUGCCGGGAAAAGCAGGCCCCUCCACAACAGCCAUCACCAUAAAAGGCAUUACACCGCUGGCCGGAGGCAGUGCCAAGGUAGGGUCUUCCGGCACCUCUUCCAACACAUCUACGCCCUUAGCACAGCCCACCAAAAUCCAUGUGAUGCGCACUACCGACGGCAAGAUCAUUAAGAUUAAUCAGACUGGUUCCUCGUUGCUGCUGAAUACUAAACAGCCAGGAACUACGGGCUCCUCGGGAAGUUCAGCCGUCAGUACUGUCAAACUAUCGCCCUCCUCGGGAAAUGUGGUGCUAAGCAAACCCGUGGGCCAAGUAGUGGUCAAGACAGCAGCUCCUGCAAAGCAAGUUUCGACCACGACGGGCUCCAUUUCCAGUACGACCACAAACGCAACACCCGGCAAGAUGUUGGUUCAAAGUGGUGGCAAACAGAUCCUUGUGCCCAGCAAGAACAUAAUCAAGCUUUCACCGAAUGCGGGGGCCACCAGUUCUUUGACCAACACGGCUGCAGAACAAACAGCUUCUCCCACGAGCGGAUUGCAUGCUAUCCAGCUCCCUGGCAAGGGAGGUGUACAAUAUGUUCGCGUGCUGACCAACAACAAGAGUGCCUCCGGAACGAGUGCAACAGUGGCUAUGCCUAAGACCAUGCAAGCCCAUAAGAUUACUGCGGUGCGGUCUCCGGCUGCUACUAGCACACCUGCCACAUCUACUUCGACAUCGGCAGCAGCUGCUCCUGCAACAGCAGCGCCAAAGGCAAACACUUCAAUGGGAAGCACAAACAAGAUUGUAAUGCGGACAACAGGCGGGAGCAUUGUGCCCUUGCCCUCUAUGCAGACUUUGGUCUCCAAGCGAGCAAUGGGUACCAACACGGGCGCCAACACCAACGCCUCCAAGUCAGCCAGUACGGUCAACAGUACCAGUAGCAGUAGUCCUAGUGGCAGCCAGGAGUCGCCUCGCAAACACCGGCUUACUGAUCUCAACGUGCAGAUCAAGCAUUUGACCUCCGCCAGCAGUGAUGGCAGCGACAGUAGCGACACGGGACCAGAGGCGAAGAAGCCGCGCUACGUGAUCACCAUGCAGCAAGGAUCACAACAGACUUCGCAGCCAGCUCAAAAGCUUAUCAGUCGGCCAACGAACGUGCAACGUGUGGUGGCUAGCAACACCAGUCCCAACGCCCCAAAGAAAAUCUACAACUUUGUCAAAUCGACGGGAACCAACGGGGUCAAGUACAUGAUCUGUAACUCGGGUGUACCCCAAUCAUCGACCAGUGCUAUGCGACGGGGCUACACCGGCUAUGUGGACAACAAGCUGCGGAGAACGCUCUCCGUUUCCUCGCAGCAACAUCGCUUCAAGCAGAUGAGUCCCCAGCAGCAGACAAAGCACCUGCAACUUCAGGCGCAGGCCAAGCAAAGGAUAAGACAGCAACAGCUGCAGACUCAACACCAAUCGGUGUCAAUCAGGGUGGAACCGAAGCUUCCAACACAGACUUCAAUUCAGAAGCAAACUGUUCCCGCCAAACCGCUUUUUGACAUCCUGAAGCCUCCGGCAACAGGAGCUGCAGGCGCCACCGAUGCGGUGGGUAUGACUUCGCGACGGAAGCACUGCAACUGCAGCAAGUCGCAGUGUUUGAAGCUCUAUUGCGACUGCUUUGCCAACGGCGAGUUUUGCCAGGAUUGCACCUGCAAGGAUUGCUUUAACAAUCUGGACUACGAAGUUGAGCGGGAGCGAGCCAUCCGGAGUUGCCUUGAUAGAAAUCCAAGCGCCUUUAAACCCAAAAUUACGGCCCCCAAUUCAGGUGACAUGCGUCUGCAUAACAAAGGUUGUAAUUGCAAAAGAUCGGGCUGUCUCAAAAACUAUUGCGAAUGCUAUGAGGCAAAGAUUCCCUGCACCAGUAUAUGUAAAUGCGUGGGUUGUCGAAACAUGGAGGACCGUCCGGAUGUGGAUAUGGACUCGUUGGACGGCUUAAUAGGAACCAAGGGUUCAAAAAAGGACAAAGCGAAUGACAAGCACUCGCACGAAAACCGCGCAAACAUGUACUUUACAGACGACGUCAUCGAGGCGACCAUCAUGUGCAUGAUAUCGCGAAUUGUGAUGCACGAGAAACAGAAUAUGCCGGUCGAGGACACGGAGCGCGAAGUGAUGGAGGAACUGGGCGAAAGCCUUAACCAAAUCAUCACCUUUGCAAAGGAAAAGCAUGAUACUUCUCAGCUAGAUGAGUCCAAGGCAACUUCUUAG
Drosophila suzukii is the source of this 3208-nucleotide messenger RNA. RefSeq names its product Myb-interacting protein 120 (gene mip120). NCBI's taxonomy places the organism in Eukaryota, Metazoa, Arthropoda, Insecta, Diptera, Drosophilidae. Gene Ontology annotation, cellular component: nucleus. Gene Ontology annotation, biological process: regulation of DNA-templated transcription. The record is from RefSeq and is a predicted model, not a curated record.